AUGGAGGAACCAACACAACAAAAUAAUCGAAGAGAGAGGAUUGAAAAUGGGGUGGAAGAUUUACAUUUGGAUAGGGUCGUCGCUUCCCAACCUGAGAUCGGACCCACCCCUCCUGAUGGAGGAUACGGUUGGAUGAUAGUUAUUUCAGCAAUUAUAUACAAUGUAACUGUGCCUACAGUGAUUAUAUUAUAUGGACUGGUCAUAUUAAAGUCAAUACGUGAAGAGGAUCACGCUGAGGGUGAAAAAAUGAAGAUAUGGGAUCAGGACUUAGCGUUAAUUCCAGUUAUUAUGAUUGUGAUAAGACUUUUACUUGAGUCAUGGUGCAGAGCUGUUGUGAAAAUAUUUAAUAUGCCGAGAUUUACUGCCCUGGCUGGAUUGUGUUUGACCAUUGCAGGGAUUCUACUUUCCAGUUAUUCAACUAAUGUGUACGAAAACGAUCAUAUAGUAAAUAUAUUUGCUGGAAUUUUCGCUGGUGCUGGGUCCGCUUUAACCGGACAGCAAACUGACGUGCUUAUAACCCAUUACUUCAGAGAUAAGCUCACCACUACUCAGAGGCUGGUACGAAUGGCUCCGUCUCUUGGAAAUGUAUUAUCAUGUCUACUCGUUGGGUAUCUCUGCACAGUGUAUACAGCUGAUGUGGUUGUCAUGAUAUACGGAGCAUUACUGAUGCAGAAUUGCUUCUUCCUGGCCGCGUAUACCAGACCAGUGUAUAUAGAAAGAGUUAUAAGGUCGACCUAUAAUAUGAUUCGGGCGGUUGAAGAUGAAGAUGAUGUAAUUUUCUCCAACCAAACUGCUGAUAGAUCCCAAAGACCAACAGGAAGCCGUGAUAUGAGAGUGGAAGUGUCAUCGGAGAAUCCGGUUUCCGUUCAAGAUGAAGAUGCAAAUGACGUGGUUGUAUUCAAAUCUAACAGAAACGCAAGAGAAAUAAUCGACCCAGAAGUAGAGCAACGGGAAAAUAGCAGAGAUAUGAGGUUCUCAACCGAUUUUAGUACGAUGUUCGAAACGCCGAAUCGAUUUUCUUCCGAUUUUGGUAAUUUGGACGUGAUGAGCUACAGCCGUAUCAACGGAUAUCAGGAGUUGGAGAAUAUUGAUAGGGAGCAACACCCGCAGCCGUUAUAUAGAGAGACAACUGUGAAUGCUCCUUCAAACAGUUUGGUCUUCACAUCAGAUGUUACUCCAGGAACAGCCAGACGAACUGCCUCCUUGAAAAAGAACUUCAUAACCGUUGUUAAUAUGUUGCUAGAUUUCAAUUUCUAUUUGUACACAGUUCUACAUCUGUGUACGACGUUCUCAAUUCUAAUUCUUGGGUUGCUCUUCCCGUCGAUGCUAUGGGAGCUCAAUCCGAGUAUGAAUAUAUGGUCGGUGUCGGUGUCAUCAGCUGUAGCUUACAGUGGCGCGUUUUGUUUCAUCAUUCUGAUCAUUGCGCUGCCUCAGAACAUCAACGAGAAGGCGCGUCUCUGUACUGUGUUCUGUUUGAUUGGGGCUGUUGGCUUUUAUGGUAUAACUCUAUCAUCCAGUAAAAGCUUCAUGGUUGUGUGGUGUACACUGGCAAGUCUCGCGACGGCCGCUUCAAGUGUUUUACAGCAACCAUUAUACAAUUCGCUAAAUGACUUUGACACAAUUGCCACUAUGACAACCGCGAAUGCAAUUGUCGCUAUUUUCAUAAUGAUAUGGUCUCUCGUUUAUAAUUACGAAUACAGAACAUGUUUUUUCAUAGCCAGUCUUUUACAAACUGGGACAGGCUGUUUGUUUUUUGCCGCGUCGUUUAGAAGACGGAGAUAG
Messenger RNA from Danaus chrysippus (African queen), 1782 nucleotides. The record is from the annotation of a GenBank genome assembly. Lineage: Eukaryota; Metazoa; Arthropoda; Insecta; Lepidoptera; Nymphalidae.